This is a messenger RNA of Miscanthus lutarioriparius, 1863 nucleotides long. NCBI's taxonomy places the organism in Eukaryota, Viridiplantae, Streptophyta, Magnoliopsida, Poales, Poaceae. The record is from the annotation of a GenBank genome assembly.
AUGGCGAUGGCCGGGCGUGGGCUCUUGGUCCUCUUCAUCUCGACCGCCGUGGUGGCUGGGCUCACCUCUGCGGCGAAUGGUCCUUUCCUGUCCGAUAGCGUCUUCCAGUCGAGCUCCAGAUCUACAGGGAGGAGCUUGCUGCAGGCCAAGAAUAGUUGCCCUGUGAACUUUGAGUUCCAAAACUACACAAUCAUUACAAGCAAGUGCAAAGGGCCAAAGUUUCCAGCCAGCGAAUGCUGUGCCGCACUCAAGGAAUUCGCGUGCCCUUAUUCUAAUUACCUCAAUGACGAGAGCAACGACUGUGCAUCGACAAUGUUCAGCUACAUCAACCUCUAUGGCAAGUAUCCACCAGGCCUGUUUUCCAGCGAGUGCAAAGAAGGCAAGUUGGGGCUUUCUUGCGCAGAUGUCCCCCAGAGGGAUAGUGCCACUGCAAACAGUGGUCAUCACGCUCAGAGCAGCUUGCUUGCGUUGAUUACUGUCUUGAGUGUGGCAGGGGACACCUUCUCUGGUAUGAGAGGAUCAAUGUCCAAUUAUUAUGAUGACUACGACGACAUUGAUGAGAUGGAGGAUGACUAUGAUAUGGAUGAUCCUGCUGAUGACAUGGUAGACGAGCAGCGAGGGCUUAGGGAUUCUGACGCGGAGGAUAAUGAUUAUGGCCAACCGAAUGAUAAGAUCCCAGAUACUUCAUCAGCGGAUGCAAGAAAAGGAAGGGACAUUCAAGGAAUACCCUGGGAGCAGAUAAACAUAACCCGUAAAAAAUACAGACAGUCCAGAUUAGAACAGUACAAAAAUUAUGAGAAUGUACCUAACUCUGGAGAAGAAGCUAUGAAGGAUUGCAAACCAACAGAGAAAGGUGGAAUGUACUAUGAGUUCAGACGAAAUACUAGAUCGGUUAAAUCAACUAUUCUACAUUUUCAGCUUAGGAAUUUGGUAUGGGCUACGUCCAAGCACGACAUCUACCUAGUAUCACAUUACUCAAUUCGGCACUGGUCAGCAUUGAGUGGUGUGAAUACUGAACUUAUCAACGUCCAAGGACAUGUGGCACCAAGGGAGAAGCAUGCAGGAAGUUUAUUAGAGGGUUUUUCUCAGACUCAAGUUAGUACCUUGGCAGUCAAGGACAAUUUACUGGUAGCUGGUGGGUUUCAAGGAGAGCUAAUCUGUAAACACCUUGAUCGGGAAGGUAUUAGUUUUUGCUGUCGAACAACUUAUGAUGAUAAUGCUAUUACAAAUGCUGUUGAGAUAUUUAAUACCUCUAGUGGCGCCGUUCACUUCAUCGCAUCAAAUAACGACUCUGGUGUGAGAUACUAUGACAUGGAGAGGUUCCAGCUAUUCAAGCAUUUUCAGUUUGAAUGGCCAGUGAAUCAUACUUCGUUGAGUCCUGACAGAAAGGUAGUUGUUAUUGUGGGGGAUGAUCCUGAUGGUCUACUUAUUGAUGCCAACUCUGGAAAGACGCUUCAUUCCAUAAAAGGACAUCGGGAUUAUUCAUUUGCAUCGGCUUGGAGCCCUGAUGGGCGAACAUUUGCUACUGGCAACCAAGACAAGACAUGCCGAAUCUGGGACGUGAGGAAUCUCUCAAAAUCCGUCCAUGUGUUGAGGGGUAACCUUGGAGCCAUCAGGUCGAUCCGCUUCACCUCGGAUGGCCAGUUCAUGUCCAUGGCCGAACCUGCUGACUUUGUGCACAUCUACGACGUGAAGAGUGACUACAACAAAAGGCAGGAGCUGGACUUCUUUGGCGAGAUAUCCGGCACGUCGUUCAGCCCAGACACUGACACACUUUUCGUUGGUGUGUGGGAUAGGAUGUAUGGCAGCCUGCUUCAGUUCGGCCGCCUGUACAACUACUCGUAUCUUGACUCCCUGUUUUGA